Messenger RNA from Brassica napus (rape), 1999 nucleotides. Its product is annotated as sugar transport protein 4. Gene Ontology annotation, molecular function: monosaccharide transmembrane transporter activity. The record is from RefSeq and is a predicted model, not a curated record. Gene Ontology annotation, biological process: monosaccharide transmembrane transport. Bases 378 to 1922 code for a protein of 514 amino acids. Lineage: Eukaryota; Viridiplantae; Streptophyta; Magnoliopsida; Brassicales; Brassicaceae. The transcript has 5 exons. Gene Ontology annotation, cellular component: membrane.
GUAAUUAUUUACUUUGCAGCGUUAUUCUUCACCUAACGUUAUACUUCAUCUAAACACAACGUUAUAUUUAAUAAAAAUCAACAAAUAAAAACUAUUAAAAGACACGAGAUUUAUGGAAGAAGAUUAGAUCCAGUGAGCAAUAGCAAGUGGGUAAGAACGAGAGAACAGCUGUUCUUCUCCUUCAUUCUCACCUCAAAGUCAGCUGACAGUUAGUUACUUCUAAUCCUAUAAAUUUCAACCCUUCUUCUCCAUUUUCAUAAUCAUAUCGUUUCUUGUCUCUUCUUUGACUUUUCUUCUCCAAAUCCUUUUCGGACAAGAUCUACACACAGAAAAGUCAACACUGAGUUUCCACGACGUCGUUUUAGCAAAUCGGAGAAAUGGCCGGAGGGUUCGUCAGUCAAACGCCGGGAGUUCGGAACUUCAACUACAAACUGACACCGAAAGUGUUCGUAACAUGUUUCAUCGGUGCUUUUGGUGGUCUCAUCUUCGGAUACGAUCUCGGAAUCUCAGGAGGGGUAACCCAAAUGGAGCCAUUCUUGGAAGAGUUUUUCCCGUACGUGUAUAAGAAGAUGAAGAACGCACACGAGAACGAGUACUGUCGUUUUGAUAGUCAGCUUCUCACUCUCUUCACUUCGUCUCUGUACCUAGCGGCUUUGGUCUCUUCCUUGUUCGCCUCCACGAUAACCCGAGUCUUCGGAAGGAAAUGGUCCAUGUUCCUCGGUGGUUUCACCUUCUUCAUCGGCUCUGCUUUCAAUGGCUUUGCUCAAAACAUCGCCAUGCUUCUCAUCGGUCGUAUCUUGCUCGGUUUCGGAGUCGGAUUCGCCAAUCAAUCUGUUCCGGUUUAUCUAUCCGAGAUGGCUCCUCCGAACCUAAGAGGAGCGUUCAACAACGGGUUUCAAGUAGCGAUUAUAUUCGGUAUCGUUGUCGCAACGAUCAUCAACUACUUCACCGCACAGUUGAAAGGUAACAUCGGAUGGAGAAUCUCACUAGGGUUAGCUUGUGUCCCUGCGAUGAUGAUCAUGAUCGGAGCUCUCAUCCUUCCCGACACUCCAAACUCGCUCAUCGAACGUGGCUUCACCGAAGAUGCCAAGAAAAUGCUUCAAUCUAUCCGAGGAACCAGUGAAGUCGAUGAAGAGUUUCAAGAUCUCAUUGAUGCGAGCGAGGAGUCUAAGCAAGUGAAACACCCAUGGAAGAACAUCAUGCUUCCUCGUUACAGACCGCAGUUGAUCAUGACUUGCUUCAUUCCUUUCUUCCAACAGCUUACCGGAAUCAACGUCAUUACCUUUUACGCUCCCGUUCUGUUCCAAACCUUAGGGUUCGGUAGCAAAGCCUCGCUCUUGUCGGCUAUGGUAACGGGAAUCAUCGAGCUAUUGUGCACGUUCGUCUCUGUUUUCACGGUUGAUAGGUUCGGAAGAAGAGUCUUGUUCCUCCAGGGAGGUAUCCAGAUGCUUAUCUCUCAGAUUGCUAUUGGAGUCAUGAUCGGAGUCAAGUUUGGAACGGUUGGAACAGGGAACAUAGGGAAAACAGAUGCUAAUCUGAUCGUGGCGCUGAUCUGCAUCUAUGUAGCGGGUUUCGCCUGGUCAUGGGGACCGUUGGGAUGGUUGGUCCCUAGUGAGAUAUCUCCACUAGAGAUCCGAUCAGCAGCUCAAGCCAUAAACGUUGCGGUGAACAUGUUCUUCACGUUCCUUGUAGCUCAGCUCUUCCUCACAAUGCUCUGUCACAUGAAGUUUGGACUAUUCUUCUUCUUUGCGGUGUUUGUCUUCAUAAUGACGAUAUUUAUCUACUUGAUGUUGCCUGAGACGAAGAAUGUGCCCAUUGAAGAGAUGAAUAGAGUAUGGAAGGCACACUGGUUCUGGGGAAGGUUUAUUCCUGAUGAAGCUGUUGGUGUUAGUGCUGCUGAGAUGCAGCAAAAGUCUGUAUGAUGAUGAAAAUGUUAUCUUUGGGCAAAAAGACUUGUGAGAAAAUUUGAAAAGAAAUGUCAAAAUAUGUUUAUUCGUGA